Messenger RNA from Sclerotinia sclerotiorum 1980 UF-70, 345 nucleotides. Its product is annotated as 60S ribosomal protein L34. Gene Ontology annotation, cellular component: ribosome. The record is from RefSeq and is a predicted model, not a curated record. Bases 1 to 345 code for a protein of 114 amino acids. Gene Ontology annotation, biological process: translation. NCBI's taxonomy places the organism in Eukaryota, Fungi, Ascomycota, Leotiomycetes, Helotiales, Sclerotiniaceae. Gene Ontology annotation, molecular function: structural constituent of ribosome. The transcript is spliced from 3 exons.
AUGUCGUCCAACAGAUUGACCUACAGACGCCGAAACCCAUACAACACUCGAUCCAACAAGGUCAGAGUUGUUAAGACUCCCGGCGGCGAGCUUCGUUACCUCCACAUCAAGAAGGCCGGUACUGCACCAAAGUGCGGUGACUGCGGAAUCAAGUUGCCAGGUAUCCCAGCUCUCCGACCCCGCGAAUACUCCCAGAUCUCCCGCCCAAAGAAGACCGUUCAACGUGCCUACGGAGGAUCAAGAUGUGCCAACUGCGUUAGAGAUCGCAUUGUCAGAGCUUUCUUGAUUGAGGAGCAGAAGAUUGUCAAGAAGGUUCUCAAGGAGUCUCAACAAAAGAAGCGUUAA